AACCAGCAGCAGCAGCAGCCCGUCUUAUAAAGCCAACCUGGUAUAGACUAUGCCGCGUAGCCCGGAUCAUCCAGAACCUACUUUAAUUUUCCCCAACAUUUUCAUUAUGCACGCCCUUUCUUUUUCUUGGUUUUGCAUAAUCUUUUUUUUCGGCCAGAUUAGGCCGUGCGGCUUUGCCACGAUCGCUUAUUGGUCCAGUGGACGUGCAGUUGUGGCGCUUAGAUCUUUCUAUUGGUUGGUUCCAUGUCUUCUUUUUUUUUAUUUUUAUUUUUUUUUGUUUCCCGGACCGAGGGAGGGUGGAUGUGGAUGUGGACCGAGGCUGAGGCUGAGUAGGGUAGUAGAUUGAUAGUGGUUAGAUCUGCAUAUGAAUGGGCUAAUUAGAUAGUUCUGCACUGGCUACUAUGUAUGUGCAUGUGGAUCGUGGCUAAGGUACGGAGUAGUUUGACGUCUGAUACUCCGUAAGUAGGCAAGGAGGGGUUAAUGGUUCUCUACUUUGGCGGGGUUUUCUCGGAUUACAUAGUAGCAAUUAAGGUAGUG
This is a messenger RNA of Aspergillus ibericus CBS 121593, 537 nucleotides long. RefSeq lists its product as uncharacterized. The transcript is spliced from 2 exons. The coding region runs from base 50 to 346 and encodes 98 amino acids. Lineage: Eukaryota; Fungi; Ascomycota; Eurotiomycetes; Eurotiales; Aspergillaceae. The record is from RefSeq and is a predicted model, not a curated record.